Messenger RNA from Gregarina niphandrodes, 921 nucleotides. RefSeq names its product putative tRNA-binding domain protein. Gene Ontology annotation, molecular function: tRNA binding. The transcript has a single exon. Lineage: Eukaryota; Apicomplexa; Conoidasida; Eugregarinorida; Gregarinidae. The record is from RefSeq and is a predicted model, not a curated record. The coding region runs from base 1 to 921 and encodes 306 amino acids.
AUGUCUGAGACUAAGGUGAAAUUUUGUGCGGAUCCUGUCAAGUUGUUACGGGAGACUGCAGUGGCGGCUGAGGCGAAGAGUGCAUUGCCGGAUGAGGCGUGUGUAUUGACGACGGCUCCUGAAGGUUAUGAGUUAGACUUAGGUUGCUUGGACGAGUUGCAGGCGAUUUUGGAGAAGUUGGGGACUCCAUACCUUUCGGGAACUGAUAGGUCUUGUGGCACUGAUUUUCUGUGGCGUGACAUACUGCAAAAUUGGGUGGCAACUGCGGAAGGUCGUGACAAGGCGAAGUACCGUUUUAUUUUACGGUGGAUUAGCCGCAUGGGCCGGACUCCAGUGCUGGGGGAAGGUGAGGUGGUUGUGGCCAAGAAGCCAAGAGAUUCCUCGCCAAAAGAUUCCUCGCCCAAGAGAAGCGUUUCGGACCCGACGCGAUGGAAGAUGGUGGUGGGCAAGGUGCUGAAAGUUUGGGAGCAUGACAACUCGGAUAAGUUAUGGUGCGAAGAGAUUGACCUAGGCGAGGAGUCAGGACCGCGUCGCAUUGGCUCGGGGCUGCGUCAAUUCGUAAAAAAAGAAGACUUCGAGGGCGCCCUUGUUAUCGUCCUCGCCAACAUGAAAGAGAAGAAACUAGGAGGCUUCCCCUCCCAUGGCAUGGUCGUAUGCGCCUCCAACGAUUCACACGAUGCUGUCGAGCUCCUCAUACCUCCCACAGGCUCACAAGUCGGCGAUCUCGUCACCUUCCAAGGCCUCACCGGCCAACCUGAUGAUAUCCUAACAUCCAAGAAGAACGCUGACACCAUCGCCUCCGUUAUGGACAUACUAAAAACCGAUGAUAACUGCAUCGCCACCGCCGGCGACGGACAUCAAUUUCUCGUUAGAGGACUACCAGUGACCAGCAAGACACUCAAAAACGCCCAUGUUGGAUAG